This is a messenger RNA of Cicer arietinum (chickpea), 1328 nucleotides long. RefSeq names its product fasciclin-like arabinogalactan protein 12. NCBI's taxonomy places the organism in Eukaryota, Viridiplantae, Streptophyta, Magnoliopsida, Fabales, Fabaceae. The record is from RefSeq and is a predicted model, not a curated record. Gene Ontology annotation, biological process: plant-type secondary cell wall biogenesis. Gene Ontology annotation, cellular component: plasma membrane.
AUAUAUGGUUUGAGGUGAGUUUAUAAAGAGAGACACCCUAAUACACUUUAAUAGACAAUUUUAUAAGGAUGAAUUAGACUCAAUAUAAAGUCGACGUAAUAUAUAUUUGCCUUCCAUCCAUCAUUUCUGCAUGCAUCAAGCAGUACUCACUGCAAAGUCAACAAAAAUAAAAUAUGGUGAUGAUGAAGCAUCCAUUCCUCUCUCUCCCACUUCUUCUAAUGCUUAUUUUCUCUUCCACCACAAUUUUAGUCCAAAAAUCAUCUGCUGCUACACCAGCCCCGGAACCUGCAGAAUCAGCCCCGACCGACAUUAUCCGAAUCCUCAGAAAGGCUGGAGGAUUCGCCACGUUAAUCCGUCUUCUCCAAACAACAAAAGUAUCCACCCAAAUCAACUCUCAACUCCUAACCUCAAAUGGCGGCUUAACCAUGUUCGCGCCAAAUGACAACGCCUUUUCAAGCCUCAAACCCGGCUUCCUCAAUUCCCUUAGUGACGAACAAAAGAACAAGCUCAUCCAAUUCCACUUGCUACCUACAUUUGUAUCUGUGUCAAAUUUCGAUACUUUGAGCAAUCCUGUAAGGACACAGGCUGGUGAUGACCCUUAUAGAUUGGCAUUGAAUGUAACAAGUUCAGGAAACCAAGUGAACAUAACAACAGGCAUUGUUAAUGUAACACUUGGUGGCACUGUAUACACCGACCAUCAGCUCGCGGUUUAUCAAGUGGACAAAGUGCUUCUUCCUCGAGAUUUCUUCGUCGCUAAGCCACCUGCACCAGCUCCAGCACCGGAAAAGAGUACUAAAGUUUCAUCUAAGAAGAAAUCUGAUGAUAGCGACGAAUCAGUUGCAGGAGACAAUGAUUCUGGUGCUAUUGGUGUCAAACAGCAGAAUUUGAUGUGGAUUCCUGUUGCAGUUGCUACCAUUAUAUUAACAUCAUUUUCAUGGUGAACAAGAUUGCAUAUCAAAUGUUAAAUAUGAAGCUACCAUGCAACUUGGGAGGAUUGAUUCCUAUUUUGCAGACUUACGAGUACUCCAUCUGUAAGAAAAUGUAAGCAAAAAAAUACAUAUAUUUAGACUAUAUUUGGUCCAGAUACAUGUACUUUUUUACUUAUAUUUUGUUACCGAGGAAUAGUGCUUUUGUUUAAUAAUUGUCUUUGUUAAUUUUUCUUUAUUUCUUAUUUUUCCUAUGAGUCAAGUCACUUUGUAUGUGUGGUGGUGUUAAAAGAAAAAUGAAUGUAUGCCAAAUGAGAAAGCUUCAAGAUAGAAAAUCAGUUAUCUUGGAACCUUAUUAUGUUAUUAGCAGAAAUCUCAAUAAUGGUUUUUCUUGAUCUUGCA